GGAGAAGUUCUUCACGGCGAUGAAGAAGGACGGCUCCUACCGAACCCGGGACCAACUCACUUCCAAAUGGAGCCACAUCAACAAAAAAGUCCGAAAGUUNAUGGGAGUUUACGAGGGAUGCUCCCGGUCCUGGAGGAGCGGCACGAACGACGCCGAUGUUCUCCGUCUUGCCACGACCCGGUAUCAAGACGACGGGAACCAAGGCAAGGUGCCCAUCGAUCUUUGGAGGAUUUUGAGUCGUUCCCCGAAGUGGCAACAACUCAACAAUCCCGACGGCGGAUCGUUCCGGAAAAGAUCCACCGUCGACGCCGAGGUUGAGGUCGACGAGACUAUCGGUUCUAGCGAUCAAAUCCCUCCCUUCAACGUUGCGGAUUCCGAUGACGAGGACCCCAUUCCACGGCCGAUCGGAAGAAAGAAGGCAAAAUCCAUUGCCUCGGGUUCGGGAGGGUCCGCCUCUGUUUCCGCUUCUCCCCGCGACGAAAUCGGCCGGGCAAUGAUUGAACAACUUCGGGCGUUCAAUCUCCAAGAACAAGAGAGGUUGAAGCUAAAGGAGAAGGAGUUGAAGCUAAAGGAGCAGGAGACUGAGAUGAAAGUCAUGCAAACCGACCCCGGGACGUUGUCGGAGUUUGGACGAAUGAUCUAUGAGCAAAGAAUGAGAGAGAUCAAGGAGAAAUAUAAUUUACCUUAGUUUUUUUUAUUAAUGUAUCGUUUUUUAAAUUAUUGACGCUUUUUUUAUUUAAUGAAUGUAUUUUUUUAUUAUUCGUGUUUCAAUUUAAUUAAAUAAUAAAUUAAUUACAUUUUAUUAAUUUAAUUUUAGAAGAUGUAUAUUUAAAAAUGUAAAAAAUGAAGGUUUGAAGCCCAG
Molecule: messenger RNA, 862 nt
Organism: Cuscuta campestris
Lineage: Eukaryota; Viridiplantae; Streptophyta; Magnoliopsida; Solanales; Convolvulaceae
Source: the annotation of a GenBank genome assembly